CCGGCCCCACGGGGAGGCAGGGCCGGGCUGCCGCCCGGGGGAGAGGCGCUGGGGGCCGGGGGUGACCGCCGCUCUGCCCCCUCAGCGCUGGCCAUGGCUGCGCCGUGGGAGGACGUGCUGCGGAACGAGCCGGCCAUCCGGGAGGCCGCGUCGGUGGCCGUGGAUGCGGCGCUGCUGGAGGGCGUGCUGAUGCGGACCGAGCGGGAGCCCAACGCGUCGGAUGUGGUGAAUUAUGCUCCCUUCACACUGCUCCCAUCUGCAGUACCAAGUGCCCUGUUUGAACAAGCCUACGCUGUUCAGCAAGAUUUUAACCUGCUGGUGGAUGCUAUUAGUCAAAACAAAGAAUUCCUAGAGAAUACUCUGGCCAGCACCAUCAAGGUGGAUGACUUCACAGCUCGGCUCUUCAGAAUCCACAUGCAAGUUUUGGAGGAAGGCUUGGCUCAGUCUGUGUUUUUAGGCAUAAACCGCUCCGAUUACAUGUUUGACUGUGGGGUGGAUGGGACACCGGCUCUGAAGCAAAUAGAAAUAAACACCAUUGCUGCCAGCUUUGGAGGCCUCACCUCCCGCACUGCGGCGGUCCAUGGGCGGGUGUUAAAAGUGCUGGGAAAGACUAAGGAGGCAUCACGCCUGCUGCCCAACAACCCAUCGAAAGGGCUUGCCUUGGGUAUUGCAAAAGCCUGGGAGCUCUACGGUUCUCAAAGUGCUGUGGUGAUGUUUCUGGUGGAAGAAGUCCAAAGGAACAUUUUUGAUCAGCGAUGUGUAGAAAAUGAGCUUUGGAACAGGAACAUUCGGGUUAUCAGGAAGCGAUUCAGAGAUGUGUUUGAAAAGGGGUCUCUGGAUGAUGCCAAGAGGCUGUAUAUGGACGGCCAGGAGGUAGCAGUGGUGUACUACAGAGAGGGCUACGUGCCAAAGAACUACGACCAGCAGAACUGGGAGGCACGGUUGUUGCUGGAGAGAUCAAGGGCAGUGAAGUGCCCUGACAUUGCUACCCAACUCGCAGGCACCAAGAAGGUGCAGCAGGAGCUGAGCCGGCCAGGGACACUGGAGAGGUUACUGCCCGGCCGUGCCGAGGCUGUCGCCCGAAUAAGAGCAACAUUUGCUGGACUCUAUUCCCUGGAUGUGGGCGAAGAGGGUGACAAGAUAGCUGCUACAGCUAUUGCUGACCCCGACCGGUUUGUGCUGAAGCCACAGCGAGAAGGUGGAGGGAACAACCUCUACGGUGAAGAGCUCAGGCAGGUUCUGGAGAAGAUCAGGGACAGCCCUGAGAGAACCUCCUACAUCUUGAUGGAUAAGAUCAAACCACAGCCAACAAUGAAUUACUUGCUGAGGGCUCACAGUCCCCUGCAAGUGUCUGAAUGUAUCUCGGAGCUUGGUAUUUUUGGUGUCUAUGUCAGACAGGGCAAGGAGAUGGUGAUGAACGAGGCUGCCGGCCACCUCCUGCGGACAAAGGCGAUCGAGCAUGCAGACGGCGGGGUAGCAGCUGGUGUGGCAGUGUUGGACACUCCUUACCUGGUGUGAGGAGGUGAUGCCCUAUCCCACCCGCCUCACUGUGCUUCCUGAACAGCUGAUCUACUACAGGGAUGUUCUCCUGAAGGUGUGCUUACUGAGGUCUGACGUGUUGGGGUCUGUGAGAAGGGACUGUGUGGACGCAACCGCUCAAACAUCCCACGUGCCAGCCCCAGCUUCUCCUCUGCAAUUCCUCCUGCAGGAAGAAGGGACUUCCUUGCUCUGCCUGCUCAGGGGGCCCUGCCCAGAGCGCAUCCCAGCUGUGACCUCCCAGGACUGCACUGGUCCGGGUGUUCCCUUGGGGGCUAGCCUGCGGCCAGGAGUACGUACAGCAAAGCUGAAUGGUGAACGUGCCACAACAGGCACUUUUGCUGUUCCCAGUUUCGUGCUCCUGGAUGCUGCAUUAUUUCUGGAGACACGCAAACCCAAAGCCUAUAGAACGGGAGGAGAAAAUUGGGAUAUAUAAGGCUUCAUCUGUGGGAUUUGUGGCCCAGUGCCUCAGUGCUUUCCAGGUUAAAGAGGGGAGCCCAGCGCCAUGUGUCCAUGGCUCCUCCAGCCCUCCUUCAGGUGCUGCCGCUGCCCCCAUUUCUACUUUUCCCUGUGCCUGAGGAUCCUCGGGAUUCCUGCGCAAGGGACAGCUGCCCUGGUGUAAUUUGCCAGAGGGCCUGAUGCUUGCUUUUGCUUUGCCCAGCUCCUGGUUUGUUGGACUGGGUACUCAUGCCAGACAGUGCCUCUGUGCUACGCAAGGUAAGCGACAGUGCAGAACGCAUCUGGGAGGGCUGUGUCUGCUCCCAUUGCCUGCUGCAGCCUUGUCCAACAGAUCCCCGCAGGCUGGCAUAAGAAGCCCUCAACAAUGGUGGCAGAUCCCAACAUGAUGGUGAAUUGAACCCCUGAGGGCUUGUGCCGGUGCAUCCCACUGCCCUUUAGGCACUGCGUGUGGCACAUGCAGCCCAAGAGCGGUGUCAGGGAUGGGAGGUGAUGACAUCCAAGAGUGGACGUCAGCAGCGGGAGCUUUGUGGUGAGGAGGGAAAGGAGUCGCAGGAGAGGCUGAGUGGGACCAGCACCAGCAGAUGGCGAGAUGUGUCUCCCUCCAGGUUUCAUGACUCGGUGGGAACAGCGCAGCGACAUGGAGGAUCAGGACUCUCCUUCCCGAGGUGUUCUGCCUCUGCCUCCUCAGCCAAACAGUUCAAGGGGAAACAUAAAAGAUGCAUCUUCCUGGCAGUGCCGUGGU
Molecule: messenger RNA, 2737 nt
Organism: Falco peregrinus (peregrine falcon)
Lineage: Eukaryota; Metazoa; Chordata; Aves; Falconiformes; Falconidae
Gene: GSS
Product: glutathione synthetase
Biological process (GO): glutathione biosynthetic process
Cellular component (GO): cytosol
Molecular function (GO): glutathione binding; glutathione synthase activity; ATP binding
Source: RefSeq, a predicted model, not a curated record